AUGCUUUUGGUUCAGGAAAAGGUCGAAGCCUCCGAGGAACAACUUCUUGUUCAAGUCGAACAAUCUCUGAAACUUUCAAAUGACUACGCUAUUGAUUUGGCUCGUCCAGAUGGACACUGGUGUGGAGAGCUCAAAUCGAAUGUUACUAUCACGUCUGAAUAUAUCUUCCUUCGACAAGCUUUAGGACUGGACCUGAAAACCGACAAUCCCGCUUACUGUCGCCAUAUCCUUUCCCAGCAAAAUGAUGAUGGCUCCUGGAGUCUGGCCCCUGAGUAUCCUGGCGAUGUAUCAGCUACAACUGAAGCUUACCUCGCGCUGAAGAUACUAGGGAUCAGCCCAGAUGUGCCACUCAUGCAACGAGCCAAACAAUUCGUCCUCACAGCCGGUGGUGUUGCCAAAGUCCGUGUCUUUACGCGCAUCUUUCUCGCAACAUUCGGCUUGUUUCCUUGGGAUUCAAUUCCUCAAUUGCCUGUUGAGCUCAUGCUUCUCCCUCCAAUCUCCAUGAUCAACAUCUACAAGUUCGCCUCCUGGGCGCGAGGUACAAUCGCCCCACUUUUGAUUAUCUGCCAUCAUCAACCCGUCUACGCGCUUCCGAAUGGACAGUACGCUGGGAAUGACUACCUGGAUGAGCUAUGGCAGGAUCACACGAUGAAAAACGUACGCUGCGGCCCCACUCUUCUCGAGAUGGCCUCUCAAAGAGAUGUGACAGGCCUUGCAUUCGGCAUUCUCGAUAACCUGCUUUACCAACUAAACGGGCUUCGCUCCAUUCCAUUCCUCCGUACAUACGCCAGGAAGGAAUGCAUGAAAUGGAUCUUGGAGCGUCAAGAGCCAACUGGCGAUUGGGCUGGGAUCUUUCCACCCAUGCACGGCAGUGUCUUUGCGUUCAUGUUAGAAGGUUACAGUCUCGAUGAUGCCCCGGUUCGCCUUGGUAUUGAAGCACUCGAAAAUUUUGCCUGGGAAGACGAAAAUGGCAAGCGGAUCCAGGCAUGUAUUUCGCCUGUUUGGGAUACAGCCUUGAUGGCCAUUGGGCUAUGUGAUGCGAAAUCACCUGAUCACAAGACCGUUGAGAAAGCCGUUAAAUGGAUUCGGAAACGACAACUUCUAGAGCCCCGAGGUGAUUGGCGGGUCUAUCGCCCGGACCUCAUUCCAGGUGGAUUCAGCUUCGAGUACGAAAACAGUUGGUAUCCUGAUGUGGAUGACACGGCUGCUAUCAUUCUGGCUCAGCUGAAGCAAGAUCCAAAAUCGGUUACGUCUUAUUCCGUCGUCGCGGCAGCCACUUGGAUAAUCGGUAUGCAGAACCCAGAUGGUGGGUGGGCUGCUUUUGAUGUUGAGAACGAUAAGCUCUUCCUCAACAAAAUACCUUUCAGCGACAUGGACAGUCUGUGUGACACAUCGUGCCCAGAUAUUACCGGCCGCAUCCUGGAAGCUUUCGGCCUGAUGAUGAAAGUCGCUCCUGAAAAGUCGUCGGCUGGCUUACCUGCCCUACGUGCAUCCUGCAUGCUUGGUAUUUCAUACCUUGCUGCUACACAGGAGCCCAAUGGAUCCUGGUUCGGAAGAUGGGGAUGUAACUAUGUCUACGGCACGGGUCAUGCACUGUGUGGUCUUUCCUAUCAUCGCGAUGAUGACAUAAGAGUGGAGAGACUAGUGCAGCCAGCUCUGAGGUGGUUGAAAACGAGACAAAAUGCCGACGGUGGCUGGGGCGAGUCCUUGCUAACAUAUCGCACCCCUUCCACGCAGCCAAUAGGAUCGACACCGUCGCAGACUGCAUGGGCACUGAUGGGCUUGUUGGCACAUCUCCCUUAUACCGACCCGACAAUUGGCCGUGGGAUUCGCUACCUUGUGUCCUCACAGAAGCCGGAAAAGGGCAUUGGUUCUUCCUGGCCCGAAUCGGUAUACACUGGAACUGGUUUCCCAAAUCAUUUCUAUUUGGGCUAUGACUACUACCGUCACUACUUCCCCAUGAUGGCUCUCGGUCGUUAUCUGCAGGAGGCCCAGAGUAGGAAUUAG
Penicillium pulvis is the source of this 2007-nucleotide messenger RNA. RefSeq names its product terpene cyclase/mutase family protein. Gene Ontology annotation, molecular function: intramolecular transferase activity. The transcript has a single exon. Lineage: Eukaryota; Fungi; Ascomycota; Eurotiomycetes; Eurotiales; Aspergillaceae. Bases 1 to 2007 code for a protein of 668 amino acids. Gene Ontology annotation, biological process: triterpenoid biosynthetic process. Gene Ontology annotation, cellular component: lipid droplet. The record is from RefSeq and is a predicted model, not a curated record.